GAAUCUCAGAAGGUACCUGCCCACGCGCACCCAGUUCAUCAGUUCCCGAGGACUCAUCACGCUUUUACCGGCAGCAUGGACAUGGACCAAGGACCGUCACCACAGACCUACAUCUACGGAUGUGAGCUCACAGCUGGGAAGGAGGUGAGGUUUGCCCCAGAUGAGGACGACGUGGAACACCAGCUGUCCAUCCGAAUGGUAUGCGUGGACCCGGGUACCAAGGACGACCUUCACCUGGUGGAGGUCGAAGGGGUCGGCUCCGAGGGCAACAAGGUCACAGCCGUGCUGGCCGCCCUCAGGCCCUCUACCGUGCCAAGCGUGUGCGUGGGUGGGUUUGAGAUCACGCCACCGGUCACGUUCAGGCUGAAGGCAGGCACGGGGCCAGUUCACAUCAGCGGACAGCACUUAGUCAUGAUGCCGCCUUUUGAUGAGGAUGACCUAGAUGACGAAGAUCUGGAGGAAGAGGAGGAGGGCGUCUCACUGAAGAGGAUGCGACCUGGACUCAUGAAGGCUUCGAAAAAGAUGAAGAUGGAUGAGGAUGAUGACGAGGACGAUGACGAUGACGACGAUGAGGAUGAUGAUGAUGACGACGACGAUGAUGAAGACGAGGAGGAAAUGGAAGAGUCACCUUAUAAGCCAAAGAAGGCACCGUCCAAGCCACAGACCCCUGCACAGAACGGCAAGCACAAGCCCGGCCCUGCCUCUAGUAAACAGCAGAAGACCCCAGGCAGCGGGGAGCAGAAGAAAGGCGGCCAGACGCCCAACAAGAAAACGCCCCAGCCACCCAAGACGCCGCUCACCACGGCCGAAAUCAAGGCCAAGAUGAUGACGUUCGUUGAGAAGGGGGUCUCGCUUCCAAAGCUCCAGCCCAAGUUUGAGAACUACAUGAAGAACACCUUCAAAGUGACCGACAGCAAGACCAUGGAGGAUCUGUGGAAGUGGAGACAGACAGUGGAGGGCAAAUGAUCCCAUCUGCCACAACCUCUUGCCCCCCUCCCUAUUGUUUAUAAACCAACCUACAGUACAGCUAAAAUGAUCCCAUCUGCCACAACCUCUUGCCCCCCAACCCCCCCUCCAUCUUGUGUAUAAACA
Messenger RNA from Engraulis encrasicolus (European anchovy), 1092 nucleotides. It is a transcript of the gene npm1a, whose product is annotated as nucleophosmin 1a. Gene Ontology annotation, cellular component: nucleoplasm; centrosome; cytoplasm. The transcript is spliced from 11 exons. Gene Ontology annotation, molecular function: RNA binding; chromatin binding; histone binding. Gene Ontology annotation, biological process: ribosomal small subunit export from nucleus; chromatin remodeling; regulation of centrosome duplication. Lineage: Eukaryota; Metazoa; Chordata; Actinopteri; Clupeiformes; Engraulidae. The record is from RefSeq and is a predicted model, not a curated record. The coding region runs from base 76 to 966 and encodes 296 amino acids.